AUGUUAAUACCUCCAAAGACAAAAAGACAUUAAACUAUUGAUUAAUAAGAGUACUUUUUUUAAUAAAGGAAAAACUUUGAUCCUUAUAUUGAGAUGAUGAAGAAGUAAUAAUAAUAGGAAAUUAAUAUAUUUCGAAAAGCAUUUGCAAAUAUUGCUUCAUCUAGAAUUCAUGCUUAACAUCUAAAUGAAAAAAGAGAAUAAAUUGUAAUAAUUCUUAAAAUUUAGUUAUAAGGUAUUGACUGUACAUAAAAAAAAAAGAAUCUAAGCAAAAUCAGAAUUCAAGUUACCAACCUUAGGUUAGGGAGAAAGAACAGAAAGAGUAAAAAUUAAAUUUCCUCCUUAAAGAAUAAAGAAAAUCUUUGUUUGA
Molecule: messenger RNA, 367 nt
Organism: Paramecium primaurelia
Lineage: Eukaryota; Ciliophora; Oligohymenophorea; Peniculida; Parameciidae
Source: the annotation of a GenBank genome assembly